AUGCAUAUUCUCUUCUUUUGCACCGCGCACAAUUCGCUAUCACAGCGUCUAUACGUGGCACUCUCCAAGACACACACCGUCACCAUCGAAUAUGCCCUCUCAGACGAUGUCAUGAUCGAGGCGGCCAAGCUCGCCAAGCCUCAUCUCAUUAUCUGCCCUUUCCUCACUGCCCGUGUGCCCAAAGAGAUUUACGAAAACUAUCUUACCCUCAUCGUCCACCCUGGUCCCCCUGGAGAUGCCGGUCCAAGUGCCUUGGACUGGGUGGUCAUGGGUGAUGAUGGUACGGAGACCGACUCCGAUGCCCUCAUCCAGCAAGGCUCCUUGAGCGAGUCCGGCCGACCAUACUGGGGUGUCACCGUUCUUCAGGCUGUCGAAGAGUUUGAUGCCGGACCAGUAUGGGCUUUCGAGCAGUUCCCUCUGCAAAUUGACUCGCCAGCCGUCACGAAGUCGAGCCUUUAUCGUGGUCCCGUUACACGAGCUGCACUUACAGCCACCCUUGCAGCCAUUGAAAGAAUCCAAACGGCAUCUGUCCAAGCUGCUUCACCCUACACUCCUCCUCCGUCACCCGGGUUUGAGAAGUUCGCCCCGCACCAUGUCACUCCGCUACUCCGAGCAAACCCUGCCUACCGCGACGCCUCUGUCACACUGCAGAAAGCCUUCCUCGGCGGAGUUACACGUCAUCGGCCGCUUCUCAAGGCGGCCCAACGCGACUUCGACAUUCAGUCACACACGGCUCGGGAAAUAUCACGGAGGAUUCGAUCCUCGGACUCUCAGCCAGGCUGUCUUACCAAGUUGUUUGGCCCAGGCCUAUACGUUUAUGGCGGCACUGUCGAGGAAGGCAAUGACAUCACCAGCCACACUGAGCCCGGCAAAGUGGUGGCUUGCCGGGACGAUGCCGUUUGCGUUGCGACUUGCGACAAGAAAGCCAUCUGGAUUACCCACGUUCGCCGUGUCAAGAAGAAGACCGACACAAUGCUGUGGCCCAAAGUCCCUGCUGUCUCCGGCCUGAGCGAGUUGGGCAUCCUCGACAGCGACGCCAUUACAGAAAACCGCAUUUCUAGGGCAACCAUCGACUGGUCCAGAGCCUCGCACGGCACCCAGCAGGACAUAUCAGUUGACUUCCAGACAUUUGCCAAUGCCAAGCGGGUUGCUUUCCUCUACUUCAACUUCUACAACGGCGCCAUGAGCACGGAUAAGUGCUCCCGCAUGAUUGACGCCCUUGACUUUAUCGCAUCCACUCAUGUCGUGGAACGACCACUCAGCGCCAUUGUGCUCAUGGGGGGUGACGGGUACUUCAGUAACGGUGUUGCAUUGAACGUUAUCGAGGCUGCUGCGGACCCGGCGCUCGAGUCUUGGCUCAACAUCAACCGCAUUGAUGACGUUGUGCACUACCUCCUUUACGAUUUCCCAUCACGCAACAUUCUCACCGUUGCCGGCAUCAGGGGCAACUGCGCAGCGGGCGGUGUCGCCAUGGCUGCCGCAUGCGACAUUGUGCUUGCUGGCUCCGAGGUCGUCCUCAACCCAGCUUACCGUGCCAUCGGCCUGCACGGUUCGGAAUACCAUUCCCUGUCCUACACCGGACGUUGUGGCCCAGCCGGAGCUACCAAGCUGCUGCGUGACAUGACACCGCUAUCACCAGCUGAAGCUCGGAGGAUGGGCUUAGUUGACCACACUAUCCCCGGCAACGGGGCGCUUCUCGAAACCCGCAUGCGGAACCUCGUUAGGUCAAUGGUCUCUUCCGAGAAGAAGCUAGCGCCGGGGCCUUGGAAGUGCAACGUGAACGUCAUGCCCGCGGGCCUGGCGUCUGCUCGUGCUGAGGAGCUAGGACAGAUGUCGAAAGACUUCUGGAGCGCCAGGUCGUCAAGAUAUCACCUUCGCCGUCGCGACUUUGUGCGCAAGGUGAAAGCGACCAAGACACCACUACGCUUUGCGACACAUCGGCGAGGCACGGGAGAGCUCGACGAAGAGGAGACCAACGAAUUUGACGAUGUCACCGUCUAUGAACGCAAGGCGAGGGCGGUACUGUUGGCUGACCAGCUGAAGGAGUACGUCGAGAGCAUGGCCACGAAAGCUACACAGAAGGACGCGAGUGCUGAGAAGACUACGCGUCGCCAUAAAGCUCCGAUUGAUAUCGUGAGCAAACAGGAGGUGACGCAGGAUCUGAAGCCUAUGUACUCGUGCUACUACGACGUGACCGGAACGUUAGGAUUCUCAUGA
This is a messenger RNA of Colletotrichum phormii, 2217 nucleotides long. Its product is annotated as formyl transferase domain-containing protein. The transcript has a single exon. The record is from RefSeq and is a predicted model, not a curated record. Bases 1 to 2217 code for a protein of 738 amino acids. Lineage: Eukaryota; Fungi; Ascomycota; Sordariomycetes; Glomerellales; Glomerellaceae. Gene Ontology annotation, biological process: biosynthetic process. Gene Ontology annotation, molecular function: catalytic activity.